Pelodiscus sinensis (Chinese soft-shelled turtle) is the source of this 1328-nucleotide messenger RNA. NCBI's taxonomy places the organism in Eukaryota, Metazoa, Chordata, Testudines, Trionychidae. The record is from RefSeq and is a predicted model, not a curated record.
ACAAACCAUCUGGGAACCGUAGGUGGCCCUGAAAGCUAUCAGUUUUCAUUUGUGCAGCCUUCAGUCGGCUUCGAGUUUGACCUUGAGGUCCCUUUCGGGUUAGUGUUCGGGGAUUGUGGGAUUCUAAGUGGGACAGAACCCCACACCCAGAAGCUGUGUGGGUUCCAAAAGCUUUUCCAAUUUUCUAUCUCAUAUUGUCCUGAAUCAUUUUGGCAUCAUUAUAUGAGAUAACGGCAGGACUAUCACCAAAACUAGGACAAGCUGGAGUCUCAUGUUUCAUUCUCCUCUUCCUCUAGAGAACCAACGAUUUCAAGUGGAGAAAGAGAAAGAACACUAUCUUGCAUCAUUCCUGCUCAGAAAAGCCCGAAGAUUUUCAGCGAACGUGACUCUGGAUCCCACAACAGCACACCCUGAACUUUGUGUGUCACCGGACCAAAAAAGCGUGAAAUGUGCAAAUGCAGCAGAAGAGCAACCUAACAAUCCGGAUCUUGUUGAUUCUUAUCGCUGUGUCCUGGGCGCUCAGAAAUUUGACUCCGGGAGACAUUACUGGGAAGUGAAGCUUGAGAAGAAAACCGUGUGGCACCUGGGGGUUUGUGCUGACUCAGACGACAGGGAGCAGUACAAAAGCAUCGAGCCUGAAAACGGGUACUGGGCCGUAAGGUUGUGGAACGGAGAGUACAAAGCCCUCUCCACGCCUCGGACAACAAUCACCUUGGAAAAUAAACCAGAGAGGGUUGGGGUUUUUCUGGACUAUGAGGGAGAAGAAGUCUCCUUUUUCAGUUUGCCUAAUGGAUCCCAUAUCUACACUUUCUACAGAUGCGUCUUCUCUAGGAGGUCACUCCGGCCUUUUUUCAGCCCAGGUAUACAUGGAUCUAAAGAAGAUGUUCCCCUGAUCAUCUGCCCAAUCCCAGACUGGUAAUGAAGGGCACAUUGUCCGUCACAAUUACCAUUGCGAUUUGGUAGCUACCGCGGACCCUUGAGGUUACGAACUCACAAGGCAAUCACGCGCUUCGUUUGGAAGCGGGCAAACAGGCAGCAGCAGCACUCAAAAAAAAGGGACAGUUCUGUGUAAAACGUAAAUUCCUAAAAUUAAAGGGGGGGGGAAGAGGAGGAUUCAAAAGGAUAUGGGAACAUAAGCCAACUGCGCUUGUUUCAUUUCCAUUAAGAUGAUUAAAACUGCACUUUUCUUCUCCACAGUUGUUGUAUUAAAAGAAGCACUCGGGAUCUUUUUCAGGGGGAUAAGUCAACACGCCACAUUUAUUGAUCACACAUAGAAUAAUCAACACUUGUCAUAUGCAUAGGACACAUCGCACUCAUGCACUCACACA